UUGCUGAGAGUCUCGAAUACGAAAUCAGAUGGUGGCGUAUUGUAAUCCAGCUGGUCACGAUUUCACGUCAGCCUUUGUGGAGACGCCUUUCCAUACUACUUAUUUAUUGACGAAGUCUCACAUAAUAGUCCAAUGUGCUUCUGGCUGCUGUUGUGCGCAGGACAGACACAUCAACGUAGUCGGUAGUCCCUCUUUAACUGGAGAACUAAGUUACGUGGGAAAAAGGUAAACGACUCUGUCGGUCGAUAGGAAUUUAUUUGCGCUUCUUAUAACAAUGCUGGAUUAAAAGAAUCUGGGGAUCCUCGGUCUGCUUUGGCACAAGAGCAGCGCGGGAUCCGAGCUAGACCUUAAACUGCCAGAAGCAACAAGUAGUUUCUCAGUGUGGACCACACCCCCUUUUUAUGUCAGACGCUUUACAAUCCUGAACAGCAAGAAAAGGAGGAAGCCGAGCCCUUAACAACCUCUGGUACUGGGAGUGUGAGCAAAGGGAUAGGUCUCUAGAGAGAGGAGCAGGUUUUUGAGGCUGGUGAUGCAACUCACCUGAAUGCCUUUUAUUCCCGCAGUGAUAUCUGUCUCUGCUUGGCAGACAUACACCCCACCGUUCUGAGUUGUUUCCCAGAUAUUUCUCAACUCUGGAGCCUUUUCAGUCCUCCCAGCUGGAAAAAACCCAGCUGACCAUCAAGAGACAAGAGACGGAGAAGAAAACCAAGGCAAGAAGGAAUUCAGUGGGGAGGAGGUCGCGGAAGAAUUCUCAUGGGGACGCAGUCAGCCCUUCUGAAAGGAGUCCACCGAAAUCCCCUUCAGCCAAGCUGGGUAAAGCCUGUGUGAAGCCGGACUUGGGCAAGGAGCCACCUGUUUUUGCUGUGCCCGUCUGUGUGGGUUCUUCAGAUGGGGAGACGCCUCGUUCCUCUCUCUCUGAAAGUCCUGUUUCAGAGAGCCCAGAUCUGCUUGAAUGGCACACAGAGGGUGCAGAGACCAAAGCCCAGAGCCCCCGGGCAUCAACUGGUGAGAAGUUCCUUGCCAAGAAGGUUAUCGUGAGCUCAGCACUGAGUCCAGAGAGGCACACACAUGUGGGGAUGGCUAAGCAACAGAAAGGCCUCACAGAUACAGCAAAGAAGAUUUCCUUGAAGUCUGAGCCUCAACCGCUUCCCGAUCCGAAAAAUGUGAACUUGAACAUAAAGCGUGCAAACAGGAUUGCAGAUAAAAUUAGUUUGUUUGAGAGACGGGCCACAGGUCAAGCCCACAAGGCCAGCGGUGGCACGCAGAGUAAGGAUUCUCCCAGACCAAUGGGGAGACUGUCAGUGAGGACUGCGUGCAAACCUCACUCAAAAAACGGUGAAGAGGCUGUGCAUGGAAGUCCUGCUGCAGACACUCACACUGCAUCAGUGGUAGUGCCAGACCGAACCAAAGAUCCGAAGUAUCCUACAAAACUAAGCACUAAGAGUGUGAAGGAGCGGGCAAGGGACUUCACAGACACAUGGCGAAGUGAAAACGGAAGUGAUGCUGGGACACGUCACAAUCUGUACCGUAAAUAUGCUCAGAAGGAUACCUCUGUGUCACACUUAAAAUCAAGCGGUGGAGAUGUUGCUCCUUUGUGUCAAGAUAACAAAUCUAAGAUGAUGUCUGGACAACAGGCAGGAGCUGCUAUGAAAAGUCAAAAAGUGUCAGCCACUAUGGAACGUGUCAAACUAAAUAAAGGACAGAGUAAGGAAGGAAAUAACUCCAUAAACCCAAGUUCUAAACUUAACCUGGAAAAAGGCUGUGAAGCUGGCAAAAGCAUGAAAGUUCUAAGUAAAAAGACCUUUAUAAGACCAAGUAGUAGUGGAUCCUCCAGUUCUUUUAACAAGGACAGUAAAAGGCAUCAGAAUGAUAAGAACAUCAUAAUGCAAAAAGAUGAGUUACCUGAAACACCAACAGGGGACACCGCAGUGAAAGAGGAAACCAACAGCAGACCCUCAGAGUCUGAUGUGAAUGACCUUAGAGGGGAAACAGAAAGCAAAGUGUCAGUGACUGAGAACGGAUCACCUGCACCUCUUAAAGAGGAAACACAGGAUGAGGAGAGAGCGAGAGCAGAGGAAGCGAAAGACUUCCCACUCACAUCACUGAAUGAAACCACACUGCCCUUAGCAGUCCCAUUACAGGAUGAUGAAGAGGCCUCUCACCGCAAGUCCGACUCAAUAGUCAUAAACACACAAGAAAAUCUAAUAAAGCCUCUUACUGGUCAAUCGACAUCAAAUGCAACCAAGCCUGAGAAGAAGGACAUCAACAACGACACAACUGGCACCCAGCCACCUGAUGAUCAGUCCCCAGCACUUGUACCAUCUGAACCCGCUGGGAAAAUGUGGGAAGAUAAGAUCUUGGAACAAACAGGUCAGGGGACUCAAAAAGAUCAUCAACUUCAUACUAAUUUGCAAGAAGAGAAUAUACUUGUGAAAAGUGCAGUCGAACCUGCUGGUGCAGGUCCAACAAUUACUGUGCAUCUACAAGACCAGAAUGUGGCUGUUGAGACAGACUCGCCUAACCUUGUCUGCACAGAGGUGACAGAAUUAUCUUGUGAAACUGGGGAAUCCCAAGAAUUUACAGAUUUUGGUGAUUCUUCUUGCGCAUCAGUAUGCCAAGUGCCAAACAAUGAAAACAAUCAGAAUGAUAUUGCUUCUCAAUCAAAAGGGAAAAACCCUUCAGCUAUUCAUGGAGAAAGGAGUGGAGAAGAAAAGUGGUCAGUGGCUGAUGGGCCAGAUGUUAAGACUAAAAAUAAUUAUGACCCCAACCUUACUGUGAUUGCAGAAGUGGGGAUAUCAGAGCUGAGCCUGAAGGAUGAAGAGGAACAGGUAGACUCACCGCAGGAACCUUUGAAACAGAGCGAACUUCCCAAAGGUGUAGAUGGGAUGCAGGAAGAUGCCACAAGAGUCCCUUCAGGUGCAACACACAGAAUUACGAAGCACAUUGAAGAAUCCUUACAGAAGGCAAACUCUGCAAUGGACUCACAGGCAGGUGGUGACCUGAUAAAUCAUGUUACAGAGCAUUUGAAACCUGCGGCAACUAAGCCACAAACUGACACUAAUCACAUGGAUGAAAAAACGUUUGAGAAAAUACUAGACACAACACAUUCUACUAGUCAAAGUUAUCACACUGACAUGAAAUUAAACCAUGUUAAUGACAAAAUCUCUGAAAGCAAAGUCACUGAGCCCAAUGGGCCCCAGUCACCUUCUAAUGCACAAAAAAAGGAUGUGUCUGUGAAAGAUACCAGUGUAGUCAGCAUGGUGUGCAAGGAAGGAGGGCCACAGUUCCUGGAUGGGCCGUACAGAGUAAUCGAGAACGUCCAAGAGCUGGACUCAGAAUAUAAUGAAAAGGAAACAACUCCUUCUAUGCCAAGUACCUGCAGUGACGAAAGUAACGAAUUGGGACUUUCAGUUGAAUACGGGUCAGACAUUAAGGCUGAAAUUCAUCCUGUUACUCCAAUUGUAAAUGGAGGAAAUCUGUCCGACUCUCAGAUUGAAGUCAGGGAGAGCACCUCCCGUCUCACUGACCCACCCAAGGGUACAGAGGUGACUUGUGCUGUUAAAAAUAGGCCAGCAAAUCUCCAGCAGUUCCAGAUGAACAAGUGGCCUGUCUCCACUGACAAACAUGUCAUCUUGUCCAGCUGGUUGGACGUGGAACAGAAGUUCACAAAGAAGACACAGAAGGGCAUCAGCGGACCAUUAAGCUCUUCUAUCAGUGAAUACAAUCUUUUGGGCACCUCCAAUGAGUUUGAGGGCUUUAUAGACAACAUUAAGAGGUUGGGCUCUCCAUUCUCUCUUCCCCUAAAGAAACACGGUCAGCCUAAGCUACCCUUGCUUCCUUUCACCCUGCCUGUGAUUAAAGAGGAACAUUUAGAGAAACCUUUUAAUCCUAUGGAUUUCGAGUUUGGAAUCGGGAAGAACAAAGCCAAGACAGAUCUGUGUCCUGGUGAGUUUAUUAAGCGACACAGCACUGAUGCCCAUAGUAGCCUGAAGCCCAAACAGGUUAGUACAGAUAGAACCAGCAAGCUUUUCCAGUUAAUUCAGAACGAUCAGGAAGAAGACAACCAGGAGCAAGAAAAGGAGAUGAAACAGGAGCCUAAGAAAAUGUCCUCGCGUCUGAGGAGCAGCUGUAUCCUCUCUAGCCUUUUGAGCUCCUCCGAGACAAAGAAGCCCAAGAGUAAAACAGACCCUGCCCUGAGCAGCCCAGUUUCGACUGGCAUGAUCUCAGAUCCGCUGAUCUCAGUAACACAGACUAUGGUAACGCUAACUCCACUGCCAAGUGCAAACAUUCAGCCCACUGCUCCUACUGCAGGGACAGAGGUGGUCCAGUGCCUCUCAGCAUUUCCGUCUCCCUCACUGAUAGCUCACAAACCUCCAGAACAACCUUCAAAGUAUCUUCCACUGGAGAAGAAGGCAGAGACGACAGUUGUAGACAAAUUCCACAAACGUCCCGGAAAGAUUGUCAUUCACGAGAAAGCCCAUUUCACUGGUAAAUCAUUUGAGAUCUUUAGAGACAUGGUGGAUGCUUCAUCACUAAAUCUGUCAUCUGUCAUUUCUGUCAGAGUGGUCAGAGGAUGCUGGAUGUUGUAUGAGAAGCCUGGCUUUGGGGGGCGCUCAGUUGCCCUGGAGGAGGAGCCUAUUGAGUUACUUUGCCUUUGGGCCGAAGAAGGGGCAUCCCAUGCACCAUGUCUGCAGUCGACUCCAGUCCCCCCUGUCAUUGGUUCAAUCCAGUUGGUUAUCAGGGAUUACAGGCCAGCACACAUUGACCUGUUCACAGAGCCUGCGGGGUUAGGGAGGCUGUCGUCCUAUUUUGACAACACCCCUGAUAUCUACGCUCUCAGGGUUCAACCGAGCACAGCAUCCAUAACAGUUCAUUCUGGCAUCUGGUUGGUCUACAGUGAGCCAGGAUAUGCUGGCCAACUGGCCGUGCUGGAACCGGGCCAGUACCCCAAUUCUGAGUCCUGGGGCUUUCCGGCACCCUGUGUUGGUUCCAUGCGACCCCUCCGAAUGGGUGGACUGAAGGUUGAGAACCCAAAUGAAGUAAAGGCCCUGGUGUAUGAGAAGGCAGGCUUUGAAGGACCUUUCAUGGAGCUGGAAGGGAAUGUUUUCAGUUUUGGAGAGAAAAAACUUCAUGGAAAGGCUAAGAGCUCAGUCUCCAAAGGCAGCAAGAUACAAGCUGUGGGCUCAGUGAAAAUUCUUGGAGGACUUUGGGUUGGUUAUGAGAAGCCUGGAUUUGAGGGCAGACAGCACGUCCUGGAAGAGGGAGAGUAUGUGGACUGGACUGACUGGGGAGGCACUCAAGAGCAGCUCCUUUCGAUCCGACCUGUGAUAGCUGACUUUCUGUCCCCGUAUGUAAAGAUGUACAGCGAGACAGACUGUGAUCAAGGAAUCAGUGCAGAUCUUUUCGAGCCGAUCACCAACCUUGAGGAGAUGGGUUAUGGAAUGAAGACAGCGUCCAUCGAGGUGCUUGGCGGCGUCUGGGUGGCAUUUGAGGAACCAGGUUUUUCUGGAGACGUGUAUGUGCUUGAGAAGGGUCUCUAUGGAAAACCAGAAGACUGGGGAGCCCCGAGCACACAAAUCCUAUCUAUACAGCCUGUGGUCCAGAAUAAUGUGGGUAAAACUGCUACAUUUAAGCUGCAGCUGUUCUCAGAGCCUGGGUUCAAAGGUAGCGUCCGAUGUCUUGAGGGGAGUGUUUCUGAGUUACCCGGAGAUGCCUCUUUGGGCUCCUGCAGAGUGCUGGCUGGCAGCUGGCUGGGAUUUGAAGGCUCAGGCUUCACCAGCAGCAUGUAUGUCCUGGAGGAGGGCGACUAUCCCAGCCUUGGCGCCAUCGGCUGCUUCUCUGCUGGCUCCGCCCUUCGCUCCUUCCAGACCACAGGCUUUGAAUUUUCUGUCCCCUCCAUCACCCUCUUCACCAAACCUGGAUUCAGGGGCAGGAAGGUGCUUCUCAAUUAUGGAACUGUGAACCUCCAGAUGAAUGGCUGUGACACCUGGGUGCAGUCUGUGCUUGUGGGUGGGGGACUGUGGGUCUUGUACGAAGGAAUUAGCUUCCGUGGACGUCAGCUUCUUCUGAGACCUGGCGAGGUAGCAGACUGGUACGAGUUCAGCAGCUGGCGGCAAAUCGGGUCGUUGCGUCCACUGAUCCAGAAAUCAGUGUACUUUCGUCUGCUGAAUAAGGAAACUGGGUUGUUAAUGUCACUCACUGGAUCACUGGAUGACAUCACACUGAUGCGAGUUCAGGCGGCAGAGGACACAAACGGGGCUGAGCAGAUCUGGGCCUAUCAGUAUGGCCUGCUGUUCUGCAAGGUAGCUGAAAACUGUUGCUUGGAGACUUCCGGAGGCAUGGUCAUGGCUGGAAGCCGGCUCAGCAUCUCCCCACAGCCGGGGAAGGACAGCCAUUUCUGGACUGUCACUGCAGAUGGGCUUGUCCAUUGCCACAUGAGACCAGAUUUGGUGCUAGAGGUCAAAGGAGGACAACAGUAUGGGAAAGCUCAAGUGAUCCUAAACACUUUUGAUGAAAAUAAGAAAAAUCAAAGAUGGUCUUUGGAGAUCUUAUGAUGUCAUGAAAAACUCCAUGUAUGUAGUUAAUCCAUUGACUUUGUUGUGUAGCCAGCUUGGAGCCCAGAGGUGUUACAGCUCAAUGGUGGAUCCUAGAGUACAAUUUUAAAAAAUAGCACACUAUAUAUGGACAUGUAUCACUUAGGAAAUUCCAUUUACAUUUACUUUGUCUAGCAGAUACUUUUAUUCAAAAUGAUGUUAAGUGAGGCAAGUAGCACAUUACAAUCACAUGGUUAUUUGUUUCCUCUUCCUAAGCAUCUGCUGUUUUCAGGCCAAAUCCAUGGUUAUUUUGGCAUCAGAUACAGCGAAGUUUCUAAAAAUGUCUGUUUUUGUAUAUAUGAAUGUCUGAACUUUUAUUAACAUCACAUGGAUUUGAAGAUUAAACAUGCGAAGCUGCUGGAUUUA
Brienomyrus brachyistius is the source of this 6959-nucleotide messenger RNA. RefSeq names its product beta/gamma crystallin domain-containing protein 1-like. Lineage: Eukaryota; Metazoa; Chordata; Actinopteri; Osteoglossiformes; Mormyridae. The record is from RefSeq and is a predicted model, not a curated record. The transcript has 21 exons. Bases 1077 to 6554 code for a protein of 1825 amino acids.